AUGGGCGCCGUCGUCUCUUGCAUCCAAUCCGUUUUCCGUACCAUCGGUAACUGCCUGACCUCGGUCAUCUCGGGCAUUGGCGGCAUCCUCCACGCCAUCAUCGGCGGUAUCGUCUCCUUCUGCAACAUCAUCAUCAGCUUCCUCACCUGCGGCUACUGCGGACGCCGCGGCAGCGGCGGCGGUCGCCGGUCGCGUCACACGACCACGACUAGAAGUCGAGUCUAA
Molecule: messenger RNA, 225 nt
Organism: Colletotrichum graminicola M1.001
Lineage: Eukaryota; Fungi; Ascomycota; Sordariomycetes; Glomerellales; Glomerellaceae
Exons: 2
Coding region: 1-225 (74 amino acids)
Source: RefSeq, a predicted model, not a curated record